UCAAUAAACAAGGUCAAACUCGCUUUUCUAGAUAUUACUCUGGAAUGCCAAUACAAGCAGAAGAGAGAGUUCUAAUGGAAGCUGAUAUAGCGCGAAAAUGUUUGAAACGAAGUGAUGUUCAGUAUGGACAGUAUAAGCUAGCUUAUAGGCGUUAUGCAUCGCUGUUCUUUGUAAUAGGGUUCGAUGAAGAAGAGAAUCAUCUUUCUAUUUUAGAAUUAGUACAAGCUUAUGUUGAAAUAUUGAAUACGUAUUUUGACAACGUGUGUGAAUUAGAUAUAAUGUUCAAUAUUGAAAAGGUUCACGUUAUUCUUGAGGAAAUGGUAUCAAAUGGUCGCAUUGUAGAGACUAAUAAACACAAUGUUUUAGCUCCAGUUUUAGAGAUGAAUAAGGCUUCAAGAUGA
Messenger RNA from Dentiscutata erythropus, 401 nucleotides. The record is from the annotation of a GenBank genome assembly. NCBI's taxonomy places the organism in Eukaryota, Fungi, Glomeromycota, Glomeromycetes, Diversisporales, Gigasporaceae.